AUGGCCAAACCCGGACAGCCUCAGUUUUCCCCGGCGCGGGAUCCAGACCCUGCCUCACCCCUGGACCUGCCGGAGAUGGAGAAGCUCCUUGUGCAGGUCGGAGGCCAGGAUGACAAGCCCCUGAAGCCGUCCAAGUCCCUCUCGGGGCCUCUGGAUCUGGAGCAGAAUGGCCACAGCCUGCCCUUCAAGGUGAUAUCCGAGGGGCACCGGGAGGCCUUGCACCCCCUCUCGUCCUCCCGGGCCAGCUCCAGGCGGGCGUCCUCCACGGCCACCACCUCCGAUGCCCAGGACGGAGAAGUUCCCAGAGAUUAUCUCAUCCUUGCCAUCGCCUCCUGUUUCUGCCCUGUCUGGCCCCUCAACCUCAUGCCCCUCAUCUUUUCCAUCAUGUCUCGAAGUAGCGUGCAACAGGGGGACCUGGACGGGGCCCGGAGGCUGGGCCGCCUGGCCGGGACACUCAGCAUCACCUUCAUCAUCAUGGGGAUCAUUAUCAUCAUUGUGGCCGUGACUGUCAACUUUGCAGAUAACCUCAACUGUGUUGAAGAUGGCCUGUGA
Messenger RNA from Rangifer tarandus platyrhynchus (Svalbard reindeer), 552 nucleotides. NCBI's taxonomy places the organism in Eukaryota, Metazoa, Chordata, Mammalia, Artiodactyla, Cervidae. The record is from the annotation of a GenBank genome assembly.